Messenger RNA from Poecilia latipinna (sailfin molly), 2567 nucleotides. RefSeq names its product BTB domain containing 8 (gene btbd8). Lineage: Eukaryota; Metazoa; Chordata; Actinopteri; Cyprinodontiformes; Poeciliidae. The transcript is spliced from 17 exons. Gene Ontology annotation, molecular function: protein binding. Bases 351 to 2552 code for a protein of 733 amino acids. The record is from RefSeq and is a predicted model, not a curated record.
UUGGUUAUUUGUCAAACUGUGUGCCGUGGGCGGGGAGCAGCGUGCAGUAGUGAUGUCAACAACAUCGGUCAGUGGGUCAGCACCCUUGUAAUGUCGCUACGUGAAUAUAUACAAAUGCUGCCAAACGGAAAAAACACGGAAUAUUAUUUGUACUGGUCUGUUUUUGUCACGAGCCAUUCGAAGUUCACGUUUAAUCACAUACACCGUUAUCGGUAGCCAGUCUUAGCUAGCGCUAGUAUGCUAGCUUUGAAAGGAAGAUAAGAGAUGUCCAGUGUAUUUGGUGAAGCACAGAAGGAAGGUAACGGAGACAGAACAGGCACACUCUGACAGCUCAGAGAAUUUCUUGAGCCAUGAUCAACACUGAAGCUGCAAGAGAAUUCCAGGCCAAAGAGCGCAAAUACAAAGAGCAGCUGAGGAGAUGUUUAUCAUCUGCUUUGUCUGCAGACCUCAACAGGUUGCUGCAGGAGGAACUUGAGGCAGAUGUCUCCCUAUAUGCGGGUUCUGGUUCAGUCCGAGCUCACAGAGCCGUGCUGCUGGCCAGAGCUCCUCAUCUCCUACAAGGACAGACGCAUAAGGAUCCCAUCAUCAUCCAUCUGCCAGGUUACGAUCUGCCAGCACUGAAGGAUUUUCUCAGGCAAGUGUACACAGCAGAGCAGAGCAUGCGAACGGCUGAAGCAAACUGCGACACAGAGAGCAGCGCUGCAAACCAAGCAGAUCCUCACAGUUCCACUGACUCAGGUGCGUUUGUUCUUGAGCCAGCCUCAGGCCUCAGUACUGACUUGCUGGAUCUGUACAAAAGGGGAGAACAGUGUGACAUCACCAUCCAGGUGGCUGAGCAGGUCUUCUCCUGCCACAGGGCGAUCCUGUGUGCACGUUCUCAGUACUUCCGUGCUAUGCUCAGUGGGAGUUGGAUGGAGAGCUCCAGACAAUGCAUCACUCUGCAUGGCUUGGGACCAGAUGAGAUGGAAAUCUUGCUCCAGUUUAUGUACGGAGCUGUCAUGGAUUUGCCCAGCGGAGCCAACGCCAGUCAGGUUACCAUAGCUGCAGACAUGUUGGGUCUGGAGGGGCUCAAAGACCUGGUGGAGAUGAUUUUUACCCGCGACUACUGCCGCUUCUUCCCCAAGCAGCCAGUUGACGGGGUUCAGAAAACGGUUCUAGAGUGUUUGUCGCUCACACACGCCUUAGGGCUCCAAAACCUCCACAUGCUCUGUAGGAGGUGGGUAGCGGAACAUUUUGUGAAAGCCUGGUGUGAGAGGAACUUCUCCCUCCUGUCCCCGGAGCUGCAGCGCGCCUGCAUUACGGCCGUAACGGACACAAUGACUGUACGGAACGCCGUCACGCUGCUCUGUGGCACGGAGCAGCUGAUUGGCAGCCUCCCAGAGGUGAAGUGGGCCCAGCAUGUGAGGGCCAUGGCCGUGGAGCUCCAGGAAGAGAGCCUGCACUUCAUAGUCCAGCACCUGCCCAGGGUGAUCCACACUCAGGCCUUCCACGACCUCCGCAGGAGGGAGGAGUUUACCAGAGAGCCGACGCUGCUGAAGAAGCUGUGCUUGGCGGUGAGGGAGGGCGUAGCUGUGGACAACUGCUGCGAUCUGUUCACUGCUGUCCACUCUCUGUGUGAAGAUAACUUUGAUGGAAAUUUUCACCUGGAACAUCAGAAACAAGAGGAGCCGUUCAGGCAGGAGAUCGGCACGCUACGUGGGCGCCUCUGGACCUUCCUGCUUCAGACCUCUUAUGCGGCUCGCCACACGCCAGGAUGGGAGGCACUCUCACCCAAACACAAAGAGAGGAUAUUAGCAGACGCUAUUGAUAAAGGAGACAAUCGAAGACUCGGUAAAAAGCCAGUGUUCACUAGCUCACAGUCAAAGGCUGUAAAAUGCCCCACAUCUCAAUCUGAGAGCUCUCCGGUUCACAGGACAAACCGGGCGCCGCAAAACAGAAACCCAGACGUCCGCAGCGCCGCGUCAGCCAUGAAAUCCGAUGGUCUGAGCACAGCAAGCAAGCCGGGAGAAAGCCAAAACUCUAAAGCGAAGAACGCAAAGAAACAAGACAGGAGCGUGGCGACAAAGGCAAAGACAGCGCCGGCCGGCGCAGUGGUUGUCAACGGCACAGCAGCCGCCGGGGCAAAGCGGGAAGUGUCCGAGGCAAAUGGCUCGAGAAGCUCCCACAGGCCAAAAGAGCAAGAAAAGAAGCCGAACCCAGGCGCAAGGCCUAAAACCUCCCCCCCCAGCUGCACAUCCACAACCCAGGCAACUGUAGCUAAGGUCCAGAAAGGUUCGGCGGGAAAGGCUGACAAGUCUGCUGGCGCCGUCACUACCCAAGCACAUCCUGGUGCUUCAUCCACAUCAGCCACUACCUCGCCAGAAAACUGUGCCAGCAGUCUGCAUGACAGCCACUCCAUUCCAGGUACAAAAUCCAAGCCACAGGCCAAAGCAGUGAACAAGUCGCCUCUGACCAAACAGCCUCAGAGGUCCGACACAGCAAGAACCAGCAGCUGCAGCAAUAGUUGCUAUUUUAAAAUGACCAUUAAAAGGCCUCAGAACUCUGAAAGGUAAAGUCUGGAAAGGCUG